UACAAAUACUGCUUCCAUAAAAAAGUAUUUAAUUACAAAGUAUUUGAAUACUUUAAAGGAUUUGAAUACUAAAAAGUAUUUACAAAAUACUGCCCAGCUCUGCUGUUUGGACGGAAGUGGGAAUGAAAUGGUGAUGGUAAUUGUACCUACUGGUGGGAAUGUCAACAAACAUAACGUCUCCGAAACUACCACCCUGUCCUGAUAGAAAUUUAGAUUAAUUCCAGAUUCCAGGAGUCAAAUUACGAAUUAAUCACAUUAAAUUUCACAUCUUUACAACCCAAGAUACGCUCAAAAUUGAUACAAUGAAAUCAAAUAGACGUUACACCAGGCUCACUCUCAUUCCUAUUUGAUUUCAUUAAAUCAAUUUUGAGCGUAUGUUGAGUGUGAGUGUCGCCUUAGUGUGAAACAAGUUCACCUUUAUUAAUUAAUUAAUCAAUUAAUAAUCCAUUGUCCAAUGUCCACAUGGGAAACUUGCACUAAACAAUACACGUUGGUAAAACAAAUAACGCAAAACGAGUAAACAAACUUAUCUCUGUUUAGAUAACGUCUAAACGUUUAAGUAUUAACAGCAUCAAUGGUCAGUAGUUAUUUCAACAAAAUGAUGAAGUUACAAUACUUGCCAGUUGCCACAACUAUUUGGUUUCUUUCCACAUUUAUUAUUACAUAUAUAAUAGCCGUGAAGACAGGGAGUGUGUAUUAUUUGUUUCCAUACAUCAGCGAAGCUGGAGCACUACCACCUGCAAGUUGCGUGUUUUCGCAAUUCCUUAAUUUAGGAGCACUACUACUAUUAUUUGCAAUGUACGUAAGGUAUCGCCAAGUUGAGCAUGACAUAAAAACCCAAAACAUAAAGCUAAAUUCAAAAUGGAAUAGCGUAACAUUUAAAGUUGGUAUUGCGGUAAGUUUUGGAACAAGCAUAACUGCAAAUUUCCAAGAAAGUAACAUUCUUAUUGUCCAUUUAAUUGGUGCCUUAAUGGCUUUGGGUAUUGGAAGCGUUUAUUGUAUACUGCAGACCAGAAUAUCGCACGCUUAUGUUUCCGCGUGUAAGAGAAGUAUUCCAAAAUGGAUGUUCUACUUAAGUUCCUAUGGUACCGGUGUUUAUGCUGAUAUUUCUAUCCGGAGUUUUAGGAAUGACCAAAUUUACUGGUACAUUACACAGGGACCUUUAUUUCUAUUUAACGAUUUGUUGAAUUGGCAGGUGAAUCCAAAAUGUGGUGGACGGAAGAACAUGAAGGUUAUAAUCUCCGAUUGA
Photinus pyralis (common eastern firefly) is the source of this 1249-nucleotide messenger RNA. RefSeq names its product DNA damage-regulated autophagy modulator protein 2-like. Bases 575 to 1249 code for a protein of 224 amino acids. NCBI's taxonomy places the organism in Eukaryota, Metazoa, Arthropoda, Insecta, Coleoptera, Lampyridae. The transcript has 4 exons. The record is from RefSeq and is a predicted model, not a curated record.